AAUAUCUCACCUCACCUUGGUUAGCGGUGGAAUGGAAUGAAAGCAAAGAAGAGAAUCAGAAAUUGACUUGCCCUUUUCUCUUCUCAAUCAUACAUUCCAAACACUCUCCUCAGUAGCCACCUCACUCUCACUGGGUUGUUUUGUUUCUCAAAUUAAAAUUAGGGUUUUAUUAUUUGAAUUCCAGUGUGAAUUUCAAUGGAUAACAUUGGUUUACCACCGACGCCGGGAAAAUUGAAGCCGGAAAAGUAUCACCCACCGUCCUCCCUUCACCACCACCGUUUCAGGUUAUCCAAACUCACACUCUUCUCCACCAUUUUCCUCGCUUUCAUCCUCUUCUUCUUCAUCCUCUCCCCUUCCCCAUCCCCUUCCCCCACCUCCCCCAACCAAACCCGCUCCUGGGGCGGCUCCGACUGGGAAAAACGCGUCACCAAAUCCGCCCGCCGCAGUUCCUCCUCCUCCCUCACCGUCCUCGUCACCGGCGCCGCCGGCUUCGUCGGCAGCCAUGUCUCCCUCGCCUUAAAGCGCCGCGGCGACGGUGUCCUCGGCCUCGACAAUUUCAACCGCUACUACGACCCUAACCUCAAACGCGCUCGCCAGAAGCUUCUCUCACGCGCCGGCGUCUUCGUCGUCGAGGGAGACAUCAACGAUUCACCGCUACUCCACAAGCUCUUCGAUGUGGUGCCUUUCACCCAUGUCAUGCACCUCGCCGCUCAGGCUGGGGUUCGCUACGCCAUGAACAACCCUUAUUCGUAUGUCCACAGCAACAUCGCCGGCUUCGUCAAUCUUCUUGAAGCUGCCAAAUCAGCCAACCCGCAACCCGCCAUUGUUUACGCCUCUUCUAGCUCUGUUUACGGGUUGAAUUCCAAGGUUCCGUUCUCCGAGAAGGACAGAACGGACCAGCCGGCGAGUCUCUACGCGGCGACGAAGAAGGCCGGUGAAGCAAUUGCGCACACUUACAAUAACAUUUAUGGCUUAUCCACCACUGGUUUGCGGUUCUUCACGGUGUAUGGUCCUUGGGGUCGACCUGACAUGGCGUAUUUCUUCUUCACCAAGGAUAUUCUGAAGGGGAAGCAGAUUACUGUCUUUGAAGCCCCUGAUGGUGGAAGCGUUGCUAGAGACUUCACCUACAUUGAUGACAUUGUGAAGGGGUGUUUAGGGGCUCUGGAUACGGCGAAGAAGAGUACUGGUAGUGGAGGUAAGAAGAAGGGGCCUGCACAGUAUAGGAUUUUCAAUUUGGGGAACACUUCGCCGGUGCCGGUGAGUGAGCUUGUGAGCAUAUUGGAGAAGCUUCUGAAGGUGAAGGCGAAGAGGAAGGUGAUGCCAAUGCCUAGAAAUGGAGAUGUGAGGUUUACUCAUGCCAAUAUUAGCAGAGCACAGGGGGAGCUUGGUUACAUGCCCACUACUGAUUUGGCUACUGGACUGAAGAAGUUUGUGAGGUGGUACAUUGACUUUUACUCUCCUAGUAAUUACAAGGGUCCUUGGUGAUUUCAUAUGUGUUUGCUUUUGUUCUGCUAUGCUGCAUAACACUGUGGAAUGUAAUCUCCCUCCCUCUAGGCAUAAUAUAAUAGGGAAGGGAGGGAAGGGAAGAACAAGGAUAGAAUCAUGGUCUCUUUACUUUUAAACUUGUUGACUUUGAUCUUCCUAUUUAUGCCUUUUUAUCGUAGUCUUUGUACAGUUUUUGGCGCACACCCGGGAUCCGGUCACCAUUUGGAUCCCGACUAUUCGUGUUCGGGAUUUAGUCACAAUUAAUGUUUGUUUUGCUCCACAGAGUAUCGUGCUAGAUUCAAACGCGAGAGCUCUUCUUGCACACGCUUGUGUUGCUAGCUGAGCUUAGUGGGAAGUCUUGGUACAGUUUGUAAUUGAAUUUAGUGACUAAGUUCAUAUUCCUUA
Messenger RNA from Lotus japonicus, 1890 nucleotides. RefSeq names its product UDP-glucuronate 4-epimerase 5-like. The coding region runs from base 196 to 1485 and encodes 429 amino acids. The transcript has a single exon. The record is from RefSeq and is a predicted model, not a curated record. NCBI's taxonomy places the organism in Eukaryota, Viridiplantae, Streptophyta, Magnoliopsida, Fabales, Fabaceae.